Mizuhopecten yessoensis (Yesso scallop) is the source of this 7161-nucleotide messenger RNA. RefSeq names its product A disintegrin and metalloproteinase with thrombospondin motifs 9-like. Gene Ontology annotation, molecular function: metalloendopeptidase activity; zinc ion binding. Gene Ontology annotation, biological process: proteolysis; extracellular matrix organization. Bases 46 to 5922 code for a protein of 1958 amino acids. The transcript has 40 exons. The record is from RefSeq and is a predicted model, not a curated record. NCBI's taxonomy places the organism in Eukaryota, Metazoa, Mollusca, Bivalvia, Pectinida, Pectinidae. Gene Ontology annotation, cellular component: extracellular matrix.
GUGUGUAACGGGAUGAGAGACCAGGAUUGACCAUGUGCAAUUACGAUGGCUGUGGUUGUGCGGUCCAAAAUCCGUUUACACUUUCUAAUGUUGACAUUCUUACCACUUCUGAUUCACUGUCGACCACAGACCGAGCAGGACUCCCGGCAAAAUCGCCACGGUGUGAAGGCUGAAGGGAAGGAAGUUGUUUACCCCGUUCGUUUGAAUGCAGAGAGUGCUAAUCAACAUGAAAUUCACAAAAGGGAUAUUACAUUUAAUGCAGAUGAUCUCAAUGAACAAAAAGUCGUGUAUAUGUUCCCCGCCUAUGGAAGGCAAUUUUUAUUUGACUUGAGUUUUACCAAAGAUUUUAUUUCGCCUGAAAAUGUUUUAGUAGAGAAACAUGAGAACAACUACACGUGGAGCGAGGACGGAUUUGAUGACAGUUUGGAAAAGUGUUUCUAUACUGGAACUGUUAAUAAUGAUACUUCCUCCAGGGCUGUGUUCAGCCUAUGUGAUGGCAUGUCAGGUAUGUUUGACAUGCAGGGAGAGAGGUAUACCUUGGAGCCGUGCUCUACAGAUGAUCCGAGCUAUAAGUCUGGAAAUAACAGCGAUAUCAAACCUCACUUCAUUUAUAAACAUUCUUCAUCAUUUAAAAAAGAUGCAGAUGAAUCUCAUUGUGCAGUUAAAGAAAAUUACAAGCAUACGAGGAGGAAAGAUAGUGUGGAUUCUAUAUUAAAAGACAAUAAAGUGUUAAAUAGUCCUAAUUUGUACAGUAACAAUCAUCCCCAUCCCUAUCAUCAUGUACAUAGACGUUCCGCUUCACUAAAAAGACAUUUAGAAGUCAUGGUGGCCGCCGACUACGAGAUGUAUCGGUACCAUGGCCGGGAUUUAGAAAAAUAUAUAUUAACAUUAAUGGCGAUAGUCAACAGUGUAUAUAAACAUUCAUCUAUAGCAAAUUUCAUCAACAUUGUAGUCGUGAAAAUCGUUGUAUUUAAAAGUGUAGAGGAUGGACCAAGAAUAAAUCAAAAUGCAGCUCUAUCAUUACAAGAGUUUUGUAAGUGGCAAUAUUCUCAUAAUAUUCAUGAUGACAACCACCCGCAGCAUUACGAUACUGCAGUAUUGAUGACCAGACAGGAUAUCUGUAGAUCCCCUCAAAAAUGUGAUACUUUAGGUUUAGCAGAGUUAGGAACCGUUUGUGAUCCAUUACGAAGCUGUUCCAUUAUAGAAGACAAUGGUAUCAGUGCAUCCUAUACAAUUGCUCAUGAACUUGGACAUGUAUUUAAUUUACCUCAUGAUGAUAAUUCAAAAUGCAAAGACUACCUGAAGGACAAAACAGAUCAUGUGAUGUCCCCAACCCUUGAUCACAACACGAGUGCGUGGUCGUGGUCUCGGUGCAGUGCUGUCCUGCUUACACGCUUUAUUGAUGCAGGUUCCACCGAGUGUCUGCUGGACAGACCUCGCAGGCGGAGUCGCUUCCCUUUAUCCCGUGUCCAGGCUAAUACUCCGGGCCAGAUGUACGAUAUAAACACACAGUGUGAACUCAUGUUUGGGCGUGGCUACAAAAAAUGUCCCUAUGAUAAGCUUGAAACAGAAUGCAAGAGGCUGUGGUGCACAGACAGCAGGAACAAGAGGAAGGGCUGUAGAACCCUACACAUGCCCUGGGCAGACGGUACUUCCUGUGGGAACAACAAGUGGUGUAGACAUGGUGUAUGCCGAGCAGAGCGCCCUCUGGUGUCGAUCAACGGAGGAUGGGGCCGCUGGGAAGACUAUGGAGAAUGCUCAAGGACAUGUGCAGGCGGUGUCAAGAAAGGCAUACGACAGUGUAACAACCCAGUCCCAGCCAACGGAGGCAAAUACUGCACAGGAAGGAGGGUCCGCUACAGGUCCUGUAAUACCAAGCCGUGCGGAGAUGACACUCCAGACUUCAGGGAUAUUCAAUGCUCCAGCCAUGAUAAUUCUCACAAACAUCGGGGCCUUCCAUCAAAUGUCCGCUGGGUCCCCAAAUAUGCCGGAAUUCGUCUAAAGGAUGCCUGUAAGUUGUACUGUCGACCGUCGGGAAGCGGUGCCUACUAUCUCCUGGCAGACAAGGUUCUGGACGGCACCAAGUGUGGACCAAAGACGCACGACAUCUGUGUCAAUGGCAAGUGCAAGAGUGCUGGCUGUGAUAAUCGUCUGGGAUCACGGCUACAGCUGGACAGAUGUGGGAUUUGUGGCGGAGAUAACACUUCAUGUUUUAUGGAGGAGAUCGUGAACCAGUUCAAGCGUAUCCCUAAAUAUGGUUACAACUUUGUGGCAGAGAUACCAUCCGGAGCCAAGAACAUUGUCAUUCAACAGCGCGGCUUUAUGAACCUUAAGGAGGAUGGAAACUAUCUAGCUCUUCGUAAUUCCACUGGACACUUCAUCUUGAAUGGUGACUUUGUGGUCAACACUGCUCGUAGGAAAAUUAUUGUUAAGAGUGCCAGCAUUGAAUACAGUGGGUCAGAUGCUGUCACGGAACAGAUCAACUCGACCGGUCCAAUAGGCGAAAACAUCACUCUAAUGGUUCUGUCUGUUGGCAAGCACUAUCCUCCCAACUUAGAGUACUCCUACAUGGUUUCCAUAGAAACCCAUUUUGUGUGGAGCCAGCAUCAUGGAGGGUGGUCAGACUGCAGUAGACUGUGUGAAGGAGAGCAAACUCGUGAGGUGGUGUGCGUGAGUGACGAUCGGGAACAUACCAUUGUGUCGGAUCGUAAAUGUGAACGACUUCGCCUCCCCCGGCCUCCAAAGGUUGUCCAAGCUUGCAACAUGAACUGUAACCUCAGAUGGCGUGUCGAACAGGAGGAGUGCUCAACACGUUGUGGAGAGGGGGUAGCUGUCCAGCAUGUGGCGUGUGUCAAGCGGAAUAUUUUGGGGGUAGAGGAAGAACUAGCUGACAGGGAAUGUGACCACCUUGGACCCCGCCCCGGGGAUGUCGUGUCCUGUACAGGGAAGUGUUUACCCACACACUGGCAGUAUGCUAGCUGGUCAGAGUGUACACAGACAUGUGAUGGCGGAGUACAACAGCGGCGAGCCACCUGUACAGACAUCAGUCGUAACGAGCUACCAGAGACGGAGUGUCACUCGGAAGAGCGCAUCAUCACACGAUCAUGUAACGAGGACCCAUGCCCCAACUGGCGCACAUUUUUGUGGACAGGGUGCUCUCAUACCUGUGGCUCUGGAACCAGACAUCGUAAAGUCUACUGUUUCCAUGGCGACAGGAAGGUGGAUGACAUGUACUGUCAGAACGAGCGUAAACCAGUGAGCAGUGAGCUGUGUAACCGUCAGAGGUGUCCUGAGUGGAGGGAGCGUAGAUGGGGAGAUUGUUCUGUUUCUUGCGGACAUGGCGUUUCGAAGAGGCGUAUCGAUUGCCGCCAUUAUCACGGAGAGAUAUUACCACAGGAACUGUGUGACCCAUCGUCCAAGCCUUAUCACACUCGUGAAUGUUACCUGCCUGUUUGUCCAACCACCACGACUACCACGACAACCACCACUACCAUAGCAACCCCUACCUCAACCACGGUCACGCCAACGACCACACCCACUACACAAACGACAACGGCACAAACUACUACAAGUCCGACUACCUCUACUACCACAGUGCCAACAUCAACCGAGGUAUCUACAACAACCGUGAGGUCCCUUACCACAACCAAACGACCAUCUACCACCAGAGCAUGGCCAAGGACUGCGGCCAGACUAGACGUUUCGUGGAAGAUUGGCGACUGGACCUGGUGUUCGGCAACUUGUGGCAAAGGAACAAGGUUUCGCUAUGUCAGAUGUGAGGACCGGUUUGGGCGCAUUCAAAAUGGUGCCCUCUGUAGGAACCAAGAAAAACCAUCCUCUCGUGAAACCUGUGUCAGAGCUGCAUGUGGAAUGUGGCGAUCUGGAAACUGGGGAGAGUGCAGUGCCUCCUGUGGAGAGGGUACAGCUACGCGCCAGGUUGUAUGUUACCAUGUCAACCGACGUCGUAUUGAUGAUGACCAGUGUGACAGUACACUUCGCCCAGAGACCAGUCGAACAUGUAAUGGAGGAGACUGUCCAACUGUUAGUGAGGAUACUUACGAAACUGUGGUGAUCACCUCCAACAACGUAGAGGGUACCACACAGUGGAGGGUAGGACCGUGGAGCCAGUGUUCGUCCACCUGUGGAACGGGUUGGAAACGUCGCCAAGUGGUUUGUCAGGAUGAGCUCGGAGCCAGCGACAAGUGUGACCUCAAACAGAAACCAGACGAGAUUGAACGGUGCCAGACCAAGGCCUGUGGCACCUGGAACACGGGCAUGUGGUCCCAGUGUUCCGUGACAUGUGGUAAGGAUGGAGAGCAGAGUCGUCGUGUCCUUUGUCAGCUUGACGACCAGACCAUGUCCAAUAGCCUGUGUAACAUGACCACCAUGCCACCCAAUCGCCGCCUCUGUAACAACGGCCUGUGCAGUACUCGCCGGCGCUGGUACAUAGCGCCCUGGUCACCGUGCUCUGCAACCUGUGGGCGUGGCCACCAGCAAAGAGAGGUUCUGUGUGUGGAUGAGGAGGAGAACAUCCAUCCUUCCAAUGACUGUCAUGGCAAGAAACCAAGAAAUACACGGCGCUGUAAGAUGGGCAGGUGUCCUAAGUGGAAGGCUACAGAGUGGACAAAGUGCUCUGUAACUUGUGGAACUGGUAUUCGAACCCGAGGCCUCAAAUGUAAAGCCAGGCAUCAGCGAACAGUUGAUCCAGCUCUGUGUAUAAACAAGAAGAAGCCAAGACAGAGGGAGGAAUGUGUGAGAAAGCCCUGUUUCGACUUCUCCUGGUUGAAGGAGGAGUGGUCAGAGUGUUCUAAGAAGUGUGGAUUUGGUAGUAAGACUCGAACCGUGAGCUGUGUUAAUUUGGAUAGUGAGGAGGUAGAAGACUGGAACUGUGGAGGAGAGAAACGACCCAAACCCAAACGUAGAUGUAACGAGUUCCCCUGUCCCUUUAUCUGGAAUACCUCGCCAUGGACUGAGUGUAACAGUACGUGUGGUGAGGGUCUACAGGAGAGAAAGGUGGUAUGUCAGGCCGUAACUAAGGAGGGCUGGAUACUCCCAGGAGAAGUGCCAUUUACCUGUCAGUCCACAGAAAAACCUCCAGCCCAAAGGUCCUGUAACAUGGGCGAGUGUGGGGCGCGUAACCACUGGGUAGUCGGGCCCUGGGGCAAGUGUUCGUCACGCUGUGGAUGGGGAUUAAUACGCAGGCAGGUGAUUUGUGUGGAUGUCCUUGGGAGGAGGCGGUCCAAGAAACGCUGUCCCAGCACCCUGAAGCCAGACAACAAGGAGGAAUGCUACUCCGGACCAUGUUAUGCUAAGUCCUGUCAGCAGUUGAGAGAGAAAACGUCAAUACGACAUGAUGACACAUACAGCUUACUUCUUAAAAAUAGGCUCAUACAGGUGUACUGUCGGGAUAUGAGGCAGAAAGAGCCUGCAGAGUAUCUCAGCCUGCCGGUUGGGGAGGGGGAAAAUUACUCUGAGGUCUACGACAAACGAUUGCGUCGUUCUGGCCACUGUCCAUACAAUGGAACACGAACGGAUACCUGCACCAAGUGUCGUCGGACUCCAUACAGAGAGGCAGGGAACACAUCCUUCUCCAAGGUCCGGAUCGACCUCACAAACCUUCGCAUUAUGACUACAGACACAACAUUCGCCACUUCUGUUAGUGGUAAAAUCAUUCCAUAUGGCACUGCUGGUGACUGUUACAGUUCACAGACACAAUGUCCUCAGGGAAGGUUCAGCAUCAACUUGACGGGGACAGGAUUUGCCGUCUCCAGAAACACAACCUGGAUACUGCAUGGCCGUCAUUCCUCAAAAAAGAUUCAAAUCAUGCAGAACGGAGAGGUGGUUCGCGGUCUGUGUGGAGGCUACUGUGCCGUCUGCUCUCCAGACCUGUUCACCGGUUUACAGCUAGAGGUUCUCCACUGACACCUGUGAUAAUGAUUGCCAUGGACAACAUUUAUGGUGAUCACUGCCUCCUGAUCAAACUUCAAAUCAUCCCAUAAUUUCAUUUUACAAAGUUUCAUAUUCAUCAUCGUUUACUUUAUAAUUUGUGUGUGUGUUGUAUGUAUAUAUGUGGACCAUGUGUAUUUAUUUGCGAUAUAUUGAACGUUUCCGUCCGUGUACAUAGGAGAUGUAAUUGUGCAAUAACGGGUGUAAAUCUGAUGGUGAGAGCGAGGUCAAAGUACUGAGUGCUGUAAGUUUUGUUCAUUUCAUUAUAAAUAAUUUGCAUUUCUAUUUUAUGCCUAUUGAUAUUAUUUUUAUUAUGUAUUGUUGAAUUAUCUCAAUUUUUACUUAUAUGUCCAGGUUACAACCUACAAUAUAUACUUAUCCAGUCUGGUAUAAAGACUGUCGACAAAGUCAAGAUUGUGCGAAAAAAUCCUCAACAAAAUUUAUAUAAAGUCUUGUUUAUCAGUAGAUACAUGUACACAUUGUAUAUGCACAGAAUGCAUAUUCUUGAAACCAUCUUUAUAUAUACCAAUCAAAGGCAGUACUCUACAGUGUCAGCUACUGCAGUAAUACUGUUGCAGGCUUAAUCCAAUGGAUCUCUACCCAAAGUUAAAUACAUUUUUCAAAUUUGGGCUUUUAGCAUUUCUAAUGCAAAUAACUGAUGUAAAAAUAUUUGUAGAUAAAGAAUUCAAACAAUUGAUAUCACCAAUAAAAGUGAUAUGUUUAUCCAAGGAAAUGAUACCUUUUUCAUAUCAUGAGUCUAAUAUAGAAAACUUAGAUAUAAAUCGACUAAUUUAAACUACAAUGGGACAGCAUUGUCUAUGUUAUAUCGGUGUAGACAGAGCACCUGUAGGUACCAGCAUUGUCUAUGUUAUCUAGGUGUAGAAGGAGCACCUGUAGGUACCAACAUUGUCUAUGUUAUAUUGGUGUAGACAGAGCACCUGUAGGUACCAGCAUUGUCUAUGUUGUCUAUGUGUAGAAAGAGCACCUGUAGGUUCCAGCAUUGUCUAUGUUAUAUUGGUGUAGACAGAGCACCUGUAGGUACCAGCAUUGUCUAUGUUGUCUAGGUGUAUAAGGAGCACCUGUAGGUACCAGCAUUGUCUACGUUAUAUCGGUGUAGACAGAGCACCUGUAGGUUCCAGCAUUGUCUAUGUUAUAUCGGUGUAGACAGAGAACCUGUAAGUUCCAGCAUUGUCUAUGUUAUCUAGGUGUAGAAGG